CCCACUCCUGCUCCUUGCCACGGAAGUCUGAAAACACAUGUUCUUGUUUGAUUAAAAUUUACUAAUUUGAUGUUUUGCCGAUUUCCGACCUGAAUUUCCGAUAAACUCUGAUUUUGUUCAUUCAGUGUACCCGAUUUGAGUGUUAGCGGUGCCUUUUUCAGGUCUGUUUUGUGCAAACUCUUUAAGCACAUAGUUUUUUAUUUGGCAUGGACAGCGAUGAAGAUCCCCCGGGCGAAAUUCUCAAAACAAUCCUCACGUUUGACUCCGAAUGGGAUAACUUUGACACCGAAUCGUUGCCUUUGGAGCCAGGAGAUUCCGAGGACUCUUUGCUGGACCACAUGAAUGUGUCCAGCUUGCUGAUUUCUUGCCUCAUCCAGCUGCUCUGCUCGUCCCUCGAGAAGAACGCCAACAAAGCUCAAAGAUUAUAUGACAUUAUUCUGAAUGAGCUCCAGAGACUGCAGCUGGUUCAUGGCGCUGUUUCGUCUGAGAAAUUCAGGGGUUUGCAAAAUCACUACAAAGACGACCUGGUCAAACUGGUCACCACAGCUCACAACAUUGUCAACCAACAAACUGCGGCUCUAGUCCCAAAGUCAAGCUCACACAGUGGAGAAGACGUCACUGAUAUUGGCCAAACGUCGUGUUUGCCAAGAUCUCGGUACCACAACGAAUUUGAAAUUUUGGGCUACAUCAACAAAGGUGGGUUCGGAGAAGUCUUCAAGGUGAGGAACAAGCUGGACAACCAACAAUACGCCAUUAAGAAGAUUUUAAUUAAAUCUCGAGAAAUGCUCCACAAAGACAUUCAGAAAGAGGUCACCGUCCUUGCCAGCCUUCACCACCCGAACAUCGUCAAGUACCACGGUGCAUGGAUGGAGCCUGUGGUUCCUGAACUGAAAACUAAAGUCAUAAUUACCGAGCAUUUUGAAUCAUUCAAAGAAAAUCAUUAUGAGAUGAGUCUCCAGAAUAAUUUAAACUUGCCCAUCAAUAUUAAAAAUCGAGAAGCGAGCAGUGGAUCUAGUUUUAUCCAAUUCCGAUCAGACUCGCAGUUACCAGAUACCCCAUCCACAUUGGAAGGGAACAACGAACUUGUGCCUGUGUCGACUGCGGAGAACCACAAUAAUUCAGUUGAUAGAAGUAGUUCAAGCAGCGGCGACUCAAAAAAGGCUCUUCUCCCAGUCAAUGAAAUUCCUAUGGAGAGGUCAAUUUUGUACAUUCAAAUGGAGCUGUGUGGUGAGACGCUGCGUCAGUGGAUGGACCACCGACAGGACCACAUUCACUCAGGAUCUCUGCUCGGCUCUCUGCUUUUGAGGGAGAGCAUUAGUAUUUUCUGGCAGCUCACAGCAGCCCUUGAAUACCUCCAUCGCAAUAAUAUCAUUCACCAUGACAUCAAGCCAGGAAACAUUUUUGUGACUGGAGAUUCUGGAAUUAAACUCGGUGAUUUUGGACUCGCAUGCCAAUACGAGACAAGCAAAGACAUUCCUCACCGUGCCAUUGGCACAUACACGUAUGCAGCUCCUGAGCAACUAGACGGAGGUCUUUGCAAUUUUAAGAGUGAUAUCUACAGUUCUGGAGUAAUACUUUUGGAACUUUUAAUGCCGCCUUUCAAAACGUCUUCAGAAAGAGCUGAAGUGUUGACGAGCUUGAGAAAUAAGGGCGCAAUCCCAGAAAUAAUAAGUAAAAAACUACCCCAAUGGGAAAAGAUCAUCAAAAUUGUAACAAGACGGAAUCCUAAAAAGAGGCCAAUUGCUAGCAAUUUAAAAACAGCGGUUAUGAAACUUAUCAGCGAGGCGUCCAUAGAUGAGAGAUCUAAUUCACCAAAGCGCCUCGGGGAAAUUUGCCAUGAAAAACUGCCUAAAGAGUUGUGUGACAUGGACAUGAGAGUUGAAGAGGUGCCAAAUAUGCAGACCUUUAUAUCAUCUCGGAGUUGCUCAAAACAGACAAGUUCCACGACCACGAUCGAGCGAAACUUUAAAACGCUAAGGAUAUGCGGAAACAGGGAAUCAAAGAGUGAGGAACUGCACAGCACCACUAUGGUGGGAAAAAUUAACUCUUCAGGUGAUCUCCAAGCUGAGGACACAUUAGAUGAAUAUUCAAGACUGAUGAGAGAAAAUGAGUCCUUAAAAAGCACAAUUUUUUUUCUCGAGCAAGAAAUUAAAUAUCUCAAAGCUCAGAUUCACCUCCAAGGUGUGCAACUAAAACUGUGACGACUAAAUUAUCCUCAUUGAUGAAAAUUACAUAGCGAGAAACGAAUAACGCAAAAUGUUUCAUUUUGUAGUAUUAUUCUGUUUAAAAAAAAAUCAUUUUUAUUCGACAACAAUAAAUUUGCAAGCCUUUUGCUUUAAAUUAUUUAAAAUUUAUUGCA
Molecule: messenger RNA, 2359 nt
Organism: Neocloeon triangulifer
Lineage: Eukaryota; Metazoa; Arthropoda; Insecta; Ephemeroptera; Baetidae
Product: eukaryotic translation initiation factor 2-alpha kinase 1-like
Exons: 12
Coding region: 207-2201 (664 amino acids)
Biological process (GO): protein phosphorylation
Molecular function (GO): protein kinase activity; ATP binding
Source: RefSeq, a predicted model, not a curated record